CGUGGCGGAGGUUGCUAGGUAACACCUCUGGCAGAGAGGCCUACUUGGCCUGAGUCUUCUCCCGGCCUCAUAGACCUGCAACCGGGGCAGGGGUAAGAUCGGAGUGGGCGCUGCUCAGCCCUCUCGCCCGAGUCAAGAAAGAACUUUCCUGCUGCGCGAGAAGAUUUGCCUUCAUUGGAUCACAAGUUGAGCAUAUAAGAUUAAUUUCCUCAAAUCAAGAAACAUGUCUGAUGAAGAUACUAUUAGUACUUUAGCCUACACCAAGAGUCCAAAGUUCUCCAAAAGAACCACUUUUCAGGAUGAGCUACAAGAAGCACUUCUUGCUCGUGCAGCAAGACAAACAGCUGAAUAUUCAGAAGACUUUGAGAGUGAUGAAGGAGAUACUGACGAAGAGUUUCCUGAAACUGUGGAAAACACCCCAAAGAAAUCAGUUGCCUUUGCACUACCAUUAUCUAAAUAUAAUCUUUGCAGUGGGAGCACUUUGAAAAGAGAAAGUGCGGGUGACUUGUCUUCAUCAGAUGAGGAUGAGAGACCUCAAUACGUGUCCAUGCUGGAGAGAGAGGUUUUGAGCAAAGAGAGGCAAGCUAUCGCCUUUUCAUUAGCUGAAUAUUCUGGGUCAUAUGAAGAGAGUGCAGCAAAAAAAUCCAUUCCAUUUGAAAUAUCUCUGGCAGACCACUACUCUUUCGAAAAAGAAACUACUUCUGACUUCGUUCUGGCACAGGAUAAAGAGAGACCACAAGAAACAACCAUGUCAAAGAGUAAGCAUCUAAGUGAAGAGUCACGAGAAAAUGACUCAGUUUCUGAAGAAGGGUCAGGUUUUGAGGAAGAUCAACAGGAUGAGGCACCUAUGUUUGAUUUGCAAUUAGAGAGGGAUGAUAUAAUUCAAUACAAAACUGAAAUCAAGCCAGUGCCAAAGCCAAGAGAAUUCAAGACCAAGGCAGCAUCAGCUGAGAAUAUCAGUAUUCCUGCGCUAUAUGAUCAUUCAAAGCCGUCUCCUCAACCAAGGAGUGUUUUGAGGAAAAGUAGCCAUGUGGAGGACUAUGAAGGGACCAAGGCAGAAGAUAGAGCAUCUUACAGCCGCAGGUUGUUUUCGUUGUCUGCACCAUCUUCCAAAACAAGCCUAAAUGAUGAAGUAAUGAAAUCUGAAAAAAGAGCGCUUUCUGAAAGUCCUGGUCCUGAGGGGCCGUGGGUUACAAGCUCCUCAUCUCCAUUCCCUGUUAAUUUUUCGUCAGUGGAUGAGAGAACUGGAGAUUCCAACAUGACAAUAUCUGGGGAAGAAUCUUCUUUAAAAGAUGAUGAACUGAAAGCAACUGAUAACUGCAAUGAUCUGAAAUUGCUGGAGAGUGGAAGAGAGUCCCCUUCUGUGAUAGAACUAAUGAUGACAACAGUCUAUGAGAAAAAUAAGAAACUGUACAAGACUCCUGAAGAUUAUCUGGAUGAAAAGCUACAGGCAAUAGAACAUAGUGCCAUUAUGGAAGGAUCAGUUGAGACAACAAAGGAUGAUAAAUCUGAACAGAAGGCCGCUCUGAGUACUUCAAAGGCUGCAGUGGGUGCUUCAAGGGAUUCAGCAAAGAAGGAAGAUGAAAAAAAGACAGUUUCACAAAAAGCAGAGUCUCCAAUAAGCAGAUCUCUGAGCUCUACAUACUUGAAGAAAACUGGGAAACACUCUCCUAUCCCAACAAGUACUUCUUCUCAGUACUUAGGAACAUUAAAGGUCUUGGACAACAAGCAUUUACAGAAAUACAGUGCUGAACUUGAUAAAGCAGACAGUUUACGGGCAGCUGUUUAUCAGGAUUGGUUGGAAAAGAAGAGAAUCUUCCUGUUGGAACUACAAAGAAUAAAAAGAAAGAAAGCUGAGACCUUGCAGGAUAAAAAUGAAAAGGAAGAAGCUGCUAAGAGAGAAGAUGCACUUGCCUCCUUUGAAGCAUGGAAGGCUAUGAAAGAAAAAGAAGCAAAGAAAUUGGCUGAGAAAAAAAGAUUGGAAGAGGCAAAGAAAAGGAAAGAAGCAGAGCUAAAUGAGAAGAAAAAGGAAGAGGCACAAAAGGCAGCUUUUGAGAAAUGGAAAGAAAAGAAAGAGGAAUAUUUGAAACAACAAAUACAAAGGCAGAAAAGAAUUGAAAGGUUAAAGAAGAAGAAAGAAGAGGAAGUUGGUGCAGAGAAGAAGAAAGACAGCAGAUCUGCUGUUGAAAAAUGGAAUGAGAAAAAAGAAGAAUUCAUGAAGCAAAAGAAAAAAGAAAAAAUCCAAGAAAGAAAAAAAGAAGUAGAACAAGAAGUUGAGAAUGAAGAAAAAGAUAAAAGAGCUAUAGAGGAAUAUGAAAAAUGGCUGGAAAACAAAGAGAUGAACGAAAGGAUUCAGAACAAGCAAAAGAAGCUCCAGGUCAUUCUUGAGGAUGAAACUCCACCUCCAUGGAGCCCACCUGGCAAAGUUGUGUCCUCAAGAAGCUAUUGAGAUGUCCAUGAGGAAAGUUCCAGCCUUCUGCCAUCAUCUAAUCAUCGUUAUUGCAGAACAUCUGAUUUUAACAUGAAUUGAAAUUGGCUCUUGCAUCCUUUCUUUGUAGGUGGGGAUACGGCUCUCCGGUAUAGGAGCAACUAAUUGUCC
Molecule: messenger RNA, 2599 nt
Organism: Elgaria multicarinata webbii
Lineage: Eukaryota; Metazoa; Chordata; Lepidosauria; Squamata; Anguidae
Gene: MAP9
Product: microtubule associated protein 9
Exons: 14
Coding region: 224-2449 (741 amino acids)
Biological process (GO): regulation of mitotic cytokinesis; mitotic spindle assembly; mitotic cytokinesis
Cellular component (GO): astral microtubule
Molecular function (GO): microtubule binding
Source: RefSeq, a predicted model, not a curated record